Exserohilum turcica Et28A is the source of this 1739-nucleotide messenger RNA. RefSeq lists its product as uncharacterized. Lineage: Eukaryota; Fungi; Ascomycota; Dothideomycetes; Pleosporales; Pleosporaceae. The transcript has 3 exons. The coding region runs from base 369 to 1739 and encodes 456 amino acids. The record is from RefSeq and is a predicted model, not a curated record. Gene Ontology annotation, molecular function: protein binding.
GGCGGCGGCCCUGUCAAGCAACAAAGUAAAUUGCACGCUGGACGCACAGGGCCGCUGCCAAGCAAGCCCAGCCAGCCUUGUGAAGCAAAGGGGGUUAAAUAGACGGGAGAUUAAGUAUCCAAAGGACCUUUGCAAUGAUGAAACGUGGCUCUCUGCGCGACUCCUGCCAAUGUGUGCGAAUGCCAAUGCUAUGGUUUUGAAGGAUAUUAAAACGUGCGAUUUCGUUUGGUUUGGUUUCAUCUGUUCUGUUCUCUUCAUUUAAGUACUGUCUUCGACUUUCAAUCUGCGCUGCGAGAUCCCUGAGUCGCGGUGUAUAUACGUAGUGAGCAGAAAGAGCUAGGAAAGGACAGGAACAGAGCAAAACGACAAUGGCAAGACUACAUAGACAAGCAUUACCACGGCGCCAUAAACAGCAACGCAAACCCCGCGUCCCGCUCUUCCUCUCGGCCCUCCUCGUCACAGCAGCCGCAACACCCUCGACAGCAGCAGACGCGCUACCCCGCAGCGCGGUGAUCCAAGACGGCCUCACCCACAAACCAGCCUCCACAUGUCCCGCGUCCCAGGAAAACCAGCCAUGGUACACGUUCCCGUGGACACACACGCCAACAUGCGUUGACGUCGUCUUCGCCGACGACCCAGAAGACGGCAGCGCAGGCCUGGAAACCGCGCAAACCCUCUGCGCAUACUCCAACGCGCGCUACAACAACGGGCGCGGCGUCAGUUUCGUGGCGACCCCGGAUGUCGCGGCCAGCGUGACUAUGGAGGCGUUUGGCAUGGCCAUUGGCGGGCUGGACGGCACCGUCGGGCGCGAAAUGGGCAUGUGGGAAGUGCGGGACGCGGGGGAAAAGGGAAAAGGGAUGUUUGUAAAAGGCGAUAUUGGGCUUGUUUUCGCGGGCGAAAGCGUCGUGCUGCAUACGCCUGUGCUGCUUGUUUCCAGGGCGCUGCUGGAUGCGAAGAGGACGCUUGCGACGAGCCGUGUGUUGAGGAGCGCCGUGGAGCAGUUACCUGCUGCGACGAGAGAUGCCGUUUUGGAGCUGAGUGGAGGCCCGGAGCUUGAGCAGCUCGUUGCGACGAAUGCGGUGGCCGUCAAGUGGCCGUGGGUCGACGAAGUUCCGGAGUUGUUCAGCGUUGUUCCUGAGGUUGCGCGUAUCAAUCACGCGUGUCGUCCGAAUACCCGCUGGCGCUUCAACGACUACACGCUUUCCUUCGAGGUGUUUGCGCUCCGCAACAUCAAGCCGGGGGAGGAGAUAACACGGAGCUAUGGCUUUGAACUGCGGCCGCACCACCGACGCAUGCGUUCUCUCGAAGCCAACUUCAACUUCAGCUGCAAAUGCUCUUUAUGCCAGGCGUCUGACGAGGAGCUCGAAGCGUCAGCCGAUCGCAUCAGCGAGAUCAAAGCGCUGAAAUCCAGCUUACCCACCGACCCGGCCUCUGCGCCGCGGCUGCUCGAACUGCUACCCAAGCUGAUCCGGCAGCUGGAAGACGAGGGGCUCGUCGCUGAGCUCCCGCAGUACGAAGAGAGCCUCGCCUACACGUGGAGCCAGUUUGGGUUUGAGCACCGCGCAAAGUACUGGGCGGACCGCGCGGAAAAGCACUGGGCGGUUGUCGCGGGCAAGGAGAGCUGGGAGCGUGUGCGCUGCAUAGAGCUCGCCAAGGAUGUCAAGGCGCAUCAGACGUGGAGGACGUGGAAAGGCGAGCCUUGGGUGGAUUCGAAGGAUGAUGAUGCACAUGAGCAGUGA